CAGCGGGGGACGCGGCCAGAGCCCGGGGAAGCUGCUGCGGGGGCGAUGGCCGCGCCGAGCCCGGGGCCCCGCGAGGUCCUGGCCCCCUCCCCAGAGGCUGGACACAGAGCUGCCACCUCGAGCUCUGGCCACCGUGGCCUCCUCUGGCGUCUACGAGACAAGCAGUCUCGCUUAGGCCUGUUUGAGAUUGGCCCAGGGCAUGAGCUGCACCAGCUGACGUGUAUGAUGCAGGCAGGGCUGUGGGCUGCCACUCAAGUGUCCAUGGACCACCCGCCCACGGGGCUGCCCACGGAGGAGGAUUUCUCUGAGGUCCUGACCCAGGUUCACGAGGGCUUCGAGCUGGGCACCCUGGCUGGCCCCGCCUUCGCCCGACUGCGGCGCUCCCUAGGGCUGGCAGAGGAGGACUAUCAGGCUGCGCUGGGCCCCGGCGGCCCCUACCUGCAGUUCCUCAGCACCUCCAAGAGCAAGGCCAGCUUCUUCCUGUCCCACGACCAGCGCUUCUUCCUGAAGACCCUGCGGCGCCGGGAGGUGCGGGCGCUGCUCGCCCACCUGCCCCGCUACGUGCAGCACCUGCAGCGGCACCCACACUCGCUGCUUGCGCGGUUGCUGGGAGUGCACAGUCUGCGGGUGGCCCGGGGAAAGAAGAAAUACUUCAUCAUCAUGCAGAGCGUCUUCUAUCCCACCGGCCGCAUCUCCGAGAGGUAUGACAUCAAGGGCUGCGAGGUGAGCCGCUGGGUGGAGCCCGCCCCUGAGGGCAGCCCCCUUGUCCUGGUGCUGAAAGACCUCAACUUUCAGGGCAAGACCAUCAACCUGGGGCCCCAGCGGAGCUGGCUCCUCCGCCAGAUGGAACUGGACACCGCCUUCCUCCGGGAGCUCAACGUGCUGGAUUACAGCCUCCUGAUGGCCUUUCAGCGUCUCCAUGAGGAUGAGCGGGGCCCAGGCAGUAGCCUCAUCUUCCGCACAGCCAGGUCUACGCGAGGGGUACAGAGCCUGGAGGAGCCAGAAGCCCAGAACCGCCGGCUGCUGCCCGACGCCCCCAAUGCCCUACACAUCCUGGACGGGCCAGAGCAACGCUAUUUUCUGGGCCUCGUGGACCUCGCCACAGUCUACGGGCUCCGCAAGCGGCUGGAGCACCUCUGGAAGACGCUGCGCUAUCCAGGCCGGACCUUCUCCACCGUCAGCCCAACUCGCUACGCCCGUCGCCUCUGCCAGUGGGUGGAGGCGCACACCGAGUGACCGGCGCCCAGCCGCGCUCUCCCCACCGGGACAAUGGUCGCCCGCUGGGGACGCGGGUUCCAGCCUGGCCCGGGCAGCGGGUCGGGCUCUCCUCGCCUGUUGUUCCUCCACUUGGCCUCCAGAGGGCAGCAUCCCC
Messenger RNA from Balaenoptera acutorostrata (minke whale), 1372 nucleotides. RefSeq names its product phosphatidylinositol-4-phosphate 5-kinase like 1 (gene PIP5KL1). The coding region runs from base 46 to 1236 and encodes 396 amino acids. Gene Ontology annotation, biological process: phosphatidylinositol metabolic process. Gene Ontology annotation, molecular function: phosphatidylinositol kinase activity. The transcript is spliced from 10 exons. The record is from RefSeq and is a predicted model, not a curated record. Lineage: Eukaryota; Metazoa; Chordata; Mammalia; Artiodactyla; Balaenopteridae.